AUGAUUUGUUUCUGUGCUUCUCCCACCAACCUCACUGAUCAAUUUGCUUUGCUUGUAUUCAAAAAUUUUACAAGAGACACCAACAAUGUCUUGACUAAUAACUGGACCAUUUCAACUUCCUUCUGCAACUGGAUUGGUGUCACUUGCAGCCCCCGGAGGCAAAGGGUGACAGCCUUAAUCCUCCCUGAAUUGAAUCUGCAAGGGACCAUUUCACAAUCUAUCACCAAUCUAUCAUUUCUUGCCGUUCUAAAUCUUGGUAACAACUUCUUCCAAGGAAUUCUUCCUUCUGGACUAGGCCUUUUGCCUCGGUUGAGAGUACUUGAUGUUCACAACAACCAACUUGAAGGAAGUGUCCCCUUGAGUUUAUUCCGAAACCAAAAGCUUCAAACAAUCUCUUUGGCCUACAACCAAUUUUCUGGUGGCCUUUUGGGACAGCCAUGGAAUUUACCACAACUCAGAAUUCUCAAUCUUACCAGCAAUGCUUUUACUGGUACAGUUCAUCCUUCUAUAGCAAACCUUUCAAAGAUAGAGAGAUUGAGUUUGGGUGAUAACAGCUUUACUGGUAACAUCCCAAAUGAGAUUGGCAAUCUCAGUUACAUGGCAGAAUUGGAUCUUUCCAACAAUCAGCUUACAGGUCCAAUCCCUCCAUCCAUUUUCAAUCUGUCUGCCCUUCGUGUCGUGUAUCUUGCUAACAAUAGCCUCUCUGGCUCUAUCCAGAUCCAUGUGCAGGAUCGUCUUCUAAAUCUUGAAGCUGUUGAUCUCAGUUCCAAUCGACUCAGUGACAACAUCCCUUCCAGCUUAUGCCAAUUCAAAAGACUAAGAUUUCUAUACCUUUCCCAGAACAAUUUCACUGGAUCGAUACCCAGAAAUAUUGGAUGUUUAAAUAUGCUUGAGGACCUGUAUGUUAUUGGAAAUGAAAUAACUGGUACCCUUCCUCCUUCACUGGGCAAUAUAUCUACUCUGCAGUAUCUUGGAUGUGUAGAAAAUAGCAUUGGAGGAGAUAUUCCUUGGGAAUUGGGGAAUCUUUUCAAUCUGAAGAUGUUGGGAUUUGAUUUCAACAAUCUUGUUGGUGAAAUUCCCCAAGCCAUUUUUAACAUUUCUUCUCUAAUAUACAUUGCUUUCACUGCUAAUCGCCUCUCAGGGCAUAUUCCUGAGACUACUGGCCUUCAGCUUCCAAACCUAGAAGGAAUUUUUUUAGCAGAUAAUCAACUCAUUGGAGAGAUUCCGGUGUCGAUCACAAAUGCAUCUUUACUUCUUCAGUUGGAGUUAUCAUACAACUUUUUCACUGGGCCAGUGCUUACUAAUUUGGGAAAUCUGCGGCAGCUCCAAUUCCUAAAUCUUGCAGGAAACCAGCUUACCAAUGAGCCCGGAAAACUUGAACUUAGAUUUCUUAAUUCUUUAGUAGAAUGUACAUCCUUGCAGUUUUUAUUGGUUGGUGAAAAUCCACUCGAUGGUAUACUGCCUGAUUCUGUUGGGAAUCUAUCAUCAACUAUAGAGAUGUUUAACAUACAGAAUGGGCAGAUCAAAGGCCACAUUCCCAGAGGAAUUGGCAAUUUAAGCAGCAUAAUAACAUUAGUUCUAAAUGGAAACAACUUGACAGGAAGCAUUCCUUCAGAGGUUAAAGAGCUAAAACAACUUCAAAGGCUGUAUCUGAGUGAAAAUAAUUUACAAGGAUCCAUUCCGGAGGGCUUUUGUCAUUUGACUGCCUUGGGGGAACUAAUUCUUGGUCAAAAUGAGCUUUCAGGACCGAUACCACACUGCCUUGGGAAUCUUAUCCGCCUGCAAAGGAUCCAGUUGAAUUACAACAGCUUAAUGUCGGCCCUUCCUUUAAGUAUCUGGGAAAUUAGAAGUCUAUUGGUCAUGAACAUAUCACAUAAUUUUCUUCAAGGAAUACUUCCAGCAGAAAUGGGAGGGUUGGAGGCCAUUGAAGCAAUUGAUCUCUCUGGAAACCAAUUUUUCGGUGAAAUUCCAAGCACACUAGGUGACCUUAAACGCCUGAGGCAUCUUUCCCUUUCAAACAAUUCAUUACAGGGUCCUAUUCCUUCGUCGUUUGGGGACAUGAUAAGCUUGGAAUUUCUGGAUCUCUCUUCAAAUUCCUUAUCUGGUACCAUACCUAGAUCGUUGGAGAAUCUUUCACAACUUAAGGAAAUUAAUGUGUCUUUUAACCAUUUCCAAGGUGAAAUACCUAGGGGUGGGGUUUUUGCCAAUUCUUCUGCUCAAUCAUUCAUGGGGAAUGAAGGGUUAUGUGGCUUGCCUAAAAUAGGAUUUCCUACUUGUGCUAGCAAUAGUAAGUCGCAGGGAUCAAAGCUGAAAAUCCUUUUCCUCAAGUAUGUAACUCCAGUGGUUGGUGCAUGGAUAGUUGUAAGUGCUUUAGUGUUUCUGUGGCUAAGGCAUAGGCGUAAGAAGCAGCAACCAUCCGAACCUGUAGAAUUGCUACAAAUCAGGACUCACCAGAUGAUUUCAUAUUUUGAGCUUCAACAGGCAACAGAUAGUUUCAGUGAGUCCAAUUUACUUGGAGUAGGUGGUUCUGGUUCUGUGUACAAGGGCACAUUGUCUGAUGGAACAAUUGUGGCGAUAAAAGUUCUGAAAUUACAAGAUGAAGUUGCGCGCAAGAGUUUCGAUGUUGAAUGUGAGGUGAUGAAAAAUAUCAGGCACAGGAAUCUUGUCAAAGUAAUCACAACUUGCUCAAAUCAGGAACUCAGGACCAUUGUCCUUCAAUUCAUGCCAAAUGGGAGUCUUGAAAAUUGGUUGCAUGGGCAGAACAAUCCCUUGAGUCUCCUCCAAAGAGUAAACAUUAUGCUUGAUGUGGCGAUGGCACUGGAAUACCUCCAUCAUGGUUGCGAUGAUCCUGUGGUUCAUUGCGACUUGAAGCCAAGCAAUGUUCUCUUGGAUGAUGACAUGGUGGCAUAUGUGAGUGACUUUGGUAUCUCUAAAAUCCUAGGUGGAAACAGGCUCAUAGCACAAACCAAGACAUUGGGCACAAUUGGCUACAUUGCACCAGAAUAUGGUUCAGAGGGAAUAGUGUCCACAAGUGGUGACGUUUACAGCUACGGGAUCAUGUUAAUGGAGACAUUCAUAUCUAGAAAGCCAACAGAAGAGAUGUUCACUGAAAAAACAAGCUUAAGACAAUGGGUAGAAGCAUCAUAUCCCACUGCUGUGAUGGAAGUCGUCGAUGCCAAUCUUUUCGAUGGGGAAGAUCAAAUCAGCACUAGACAGAAAUUUUGCGUAUCAUCUUUGAUCGGAUUGGCUCUUGACUGCUCGAUGGCAAACCCCGAGCAGAGGAUUAACAUGAAAGAUGUGGUGAUCAGGCUUCAGAAAAUAAAGCCCGAGCUCUUAGAAACAAAGAAGUUGCCUACUUUGACACUCUAG
Ilex paraguariensis (yerba mate) is the source of this 3369-nucleotide messenger RNA. Lineage: Eukaryota; Viridiplantae; Streptophyta; Magnoliopsida; Aquifoliales; Aquifoliaceae. The record is from the annotation of a GenBank genome assembly.